AUGACGGAGACCAAGGAGGUGUUCGAUCUUCUGAUCGUUGGUGCAGGAUGGCACGGCCUAGCAAUGGCCAAGACGUACCUCGAAGUAGUCACCAACGCCAACAUCGUGAUCCUGUACUCCGCCGAGUCCGUCGGCGGAACCUGGGCGAGCGAGAGGUUAUACCCGGGUCUCAUGACCAACAACACGGCGGGCUCGUACGAGUUCAGCGACUUUCCGAUGGGACCCGACACGUACGGGCUGGUCCAGGGCCGACAUAUUCCCGGAGAGGUCGUCCAUCGAUAUCUGAGGGACUUUGCGGACCACUACGGGCUGACGACUAGGAUUCGGUUCGGAACGAGGGUGGACACUGCGACUCUACUGAACGACGGAACGUGGCGGGUUGGCUACUACACCAUCGAAAAUGCCGCCGAAGACAAGUCUCGAAGUCGGAGGACUGGCCAGCUUCUUGCCGCCAAGCUCGUUAUGGCUGCCGGCUUGACCUCCGAACCGUUCAUCCCCACGUUUCCCGGGCAAGACAGCUUCAGGGGCCGCAUAUUCCACCCCAAGCACCUGAAAGCGCGAGCCUCCGAGCUGACGAACUCGCGUUCCGUCGUGAUGGUCGGCGGCAACAAGUCCGCCUGGGACGUGUGCUACACCGCAGCGCGCACCAGCGGUGCGCAGGUGCACAUGGUGAUGCGGCCGUCGGGCGGCGGGCCGAGCUGGGUCUGGCGGCCCAUCAGCAUCCUCGGGGGGCUGUUCACGACGACGCUGUCCCGGCUCUCGAUGAGGCGGGUCGCGACAUGGUUCGAUCCCACUCCGCUCGGCAACAACACCAGAACACACAGCGCUCGACGUUUCCUGCACCACAAUACCCUUAGCCGCUGGCUCUGCGCGUGGUUCUGGCAUGCUCUCGACCAGCACGUAUGCAAAGAGAACGGAUACAAUGGAGAGAACGAACAUGUCACCAUGCUCCGGCCCUGGACCUCAACGUUCUGGAUGGGCAACUCGCUUAGUGUGCAUAACUACGAGACGGACUGGUUCGGUCUAGUCAGGACGGGACGGGUUGUUCCGCACUUUGCUGAUGUCGAGGCGCUUUCCGAGACGCGUGUGCGUCUUUCGGACAGGUCGGUUCUGGAGGCCGAUACGAUCUUUAUGUGCAUGGGGUGGAAGGCGACGCCGACUGUCGCGUUCUCUCCUGACUGGAUUGAGGCUGCGCUUCGACUGCAGUCGUGGACUAUAGGUAGUCAGGUGCAGAAACCACCACCGCCUGACGACUCGCCGUUGGUAGCUGAGCUUGAUUCCGACGAUCUUCAGCUAGACCUUGAUAUCAUCCGAGCGCAGAUUCUCGAGCAGUGUCCUGUCUUGAAAGCAAAGCCUGUGCGCACUUUACCUACACAGACCCCAGCCGGCAAGAACGAGAAUCAAACAACUGUAAGCAAGGAGCCAGAACCCACAGCACCAAUCCGACUCUACCGCUUCAUGGUCCCAGCCUCCUCACGCCUCCUCGAACGGCGCAACCACGCCUUCAUCGGGGCCCACGUUUCGAUCCACGCCGUGAUGCUCGCGUAG
This is a messenger RNA of Anthostomella pinea, 1548 nucleotides long. The record is from the annotation of a GenBank genome assembly. Lineage: Eukaryota; Fungi; Ascomycota; Sordariomycetes; Xylariales; Xylariaceae.